Molecule: messenger RNA, 1010 nt
Organism: Paramecium octaurelia
Lineage: Eukaryota; Ciliophora; Oligohymenophorea; Peniculida; Parameciidae
Source: the annotation of a GenBank genome assembly
AUGAAUUCAUUUAACUAAAGCAUUUUCGUUUAUGGUUAUUUAAAUAAUGGUAAUCAAUAAUUUUAUGUGCUUAGGUCUUGUUUAUUCAAUUAGGGAAAAUUCAAUAAAGCUAUAUAUAUUAAAGCAAUAGAAGAAAGUCCUUAAUAUGCUGCUUAUCAUAAUAGAGGUGAUUCAAUAUUUUAACAAUCAGGAAAUGCUUUUUAAAGUUUGGCCAAUUUCGAACAAGCCAUUAAAGAUUAUUCUUUAGUCAUUGAUAUUAAUCCCCAAUAUACGGCUUUCUUUAAUAGAGGUAUGAAAUCGUUAUUAAUCAUAAAAGCAUUAGUAUUGCAAAACAGGGAAAGUUUUAAGAAGCAAUAAUCGAUUAUACUAAAUUCAUAUACAUGGUUCCUGAAAAUGCAUCAGCAUAUAAUAAUAGAGGUAAUGGAAUAUUUUAGGAAAGCAAAUGCUAAUUAGAAUUUAGGAAAUUACAAAGAAGCAAUAGAAGAUUACUCAAAAUCAAUUGAAAUGAAUCCUCAAUAUGCAGUUGCCUAUAAUAGAGGUAAAAAUAUUAUGUAUAUUUUUGGCAAUGCAUAUGUAAACCGUGGGAAAUUUGAUGAAGCUAUAAUAGAUUGUUCAAAAGCACUAAAAUUACAAAGAUAAAAUGCCUAUGUUUUUAUGUCCAGGUAAACAAUUUUUAUAAACAAGCAAAUACAUAUAAAAAUAGGGGAAAUAUUAAGAAGCAAUAGACGAUUUUUCUAAGCGCUUGAAUUAAAUUCUAAACAUGCUGCAGCCCAUUAUAACAGGGGUAAAGAGGAACCUAUAAAAAACAAGGACUCAUCUUUUAUGAUUAGUAAAUAUAUGAAAAAGCAAUAAUGGACUACUCUAAAGCCAUUGAAUUAUUGCCAGCACACCCAUUAUCGUUUUAGUUUAGGUUGACUUUAUUUUUCUCUAAAGGACUUAAAUCAAGCUAUGAGAAUUUUAAAGAGCAAUCGAACUUCUUUAAAAGUAACUCCCUAACAAAGAUUUUAAUU